ACGUCAUCACAAUUGACUACGGGAUACAGGGAGAACAGGAAGAUCCCAACAGCGUUGAGCAUUCCUCUCCAUCUCGAUCGGGUUGUGAACACACGCGUUAUAAUCACUUGAAGGUCUGACUGACUGGAUUCUUGACGCAGCUCCUUCUGUCGUGGAAGUGUGUUUGACAAGGGCUCACUAAGAUGUGGAAGGCAGCAGCAGGACAGUCAAUUAAGGUGACUGUAGCUGAUGGAGGUGACGACUGGGAGACUGACCCAGACUUUGAGAAUGAUGUGUCCGAGAAGGAGCAGCGCUGGGGUGCCAAGACAGUGGCUGGUUCAGGACAUCAAGAGCACAUUAAUAUCCAUCAGCUGCGUGAAACAGUGUCAACAGAGCAUACUAGCUUGAAACAGCAGGAAUUGGAUAAUAUGCCCAAGGCCUCGCAUGGAUAUGGAGGAAAAUUUGGGGUGCAACAGGACCGCAUGGACAAGUCUGCUGUUGGCCAUGAAUACCAAAGCAUGUUAUCCAAGCACUGCUCCCAGACCGAUAACUCCAAGGGCUUCGGAGGGAAGUAUGGCGUUCAAGCUGACCGUGUGGAUCAGUCUGCAGUUGGGUUUGAGUAUGCCGGGAAAACAGAGAAACACGCCUCACAGAAAGACUAUAACACUGGGUUUGGCGGGAAGUACGGUGUACAGGCAGAUCGUGUUGACCGGAGCGCAGUGGGCUUCGAUUACCAAGGCAAAACCGAGAAACAUGAGUCCCAGAAAGAUUAUACUAAAGGUUUCGGUGGGAAGUUCGGCGUGGAGAUUGACAAAGUGGACAAGAGUGCUGUGGGCUUUGAGUACCAGGGCAAAACCGAGAGGCAUGAGUCUCAGAAAGAUUAUGUAAAAGGUUUUGGAGGCAAAUUUGGUGUGCAGACGGACCGGCAAGAUAAAUCUGCUCUGGGGUGGGAUCAUCAGGAGAAACUACAGCUCCACGAAUCCCAAAAAGACUAUAAGCGUGGGUUUGGAGGGCAGUAUGGGGUAGAGGUGGAGAGGCAGGACAAGAGUGCCCUGGGCUAUGAGUACAAGGAGAACCUGGCCAAGCAUGAGUCACAGAAAGAUUAUUCUAAAGGCUUUGGAGGAAAAUUUGGUGUCCAGAAUGACCGGAUGGAUAAGAGCGCAGGCACCUUUGAGGAUGUUGAGAAGCCCAAAUCAACUUACCAGAAAACUAGACCUGUGGAGGCUGCUGGCAGCAGCACAGGAAAUAUUAAGGCUCAGUUUGAGAAUAUUGCCAGGCAGAAGGAGGAAGAGGACAGAAAGCGAGCUGAAGAUGAGCGAGCACGUCGACAGGCCAAGGAGAGACAGGAGCAAGAGGAGGCACGACGUAGAAAUGAAGAGCGGGCCAAAGUUCCCUCUCCAGUUCCUGUUGCGGCGAGCCCCAGUCCCACUCCCAGCCCGACUCCACCUGUCCAGUCUGCCUUUUCUUCAGCAUACGAGAAUGUAGAUGUUAGCAGUGACGCCGUUGAUCAAAAUGGAGAGCAGCUGUAUGAGAUCGAAUCACAGGAUCAAUACAAACAGCCAGAGCCGCUUUAUGACGCCCCUGCUGAAGACGAGCAGCAGUACGAGAUCGGUGAGGAUGCUGGCGUGACCGCGGUUGCCCUAUAUGACUACCAAGCAGCUGGCGAAGAUGAGAUCUCCUUUGACCCUGAUGAAAUCAUCACCAAUAUUGAGAUGAUCGAUGAAGGCUGGUGGCGUGGCGUUUGCAGAGGGGCUUACGGUCUUUUCCCUGCCAAUUACGUUGAACUUCGGCAAUGAUGUCACGCUGCCAAAAAAGGAGAGGUUGUCAACUUCUUUCCUACUCAUACUUUGGUCAAUUUUCUCUUAAUUUCUUGAGUGCUCCAACACUGUGCAAGACAUCUUAGAUCUUCUAAAUCAGCAUUCCUUUUUCAAUCACACCUCAAGCAUUUUAUUAUUAUUUUUUUUUUAACAAUGACUUGAUUCCUUUGCGUGUAGAGAACGUACAAG
This is a messenger RNA of Syngnathus acus (greater pipefish), 1985 nucleotides long. Its product is annotated as src substrate protein p85-like. Gene Ontology annotation, cellular component: plasma membrane; site of polarized growth; lamellipodium. Gene Ontology annotation, molecular function: actin filament binding. Lineage: Eukaryota; Metazoa; Chordata; Actinopteri; Syngnathiformes; Syngnathidae. The transcript has 16 exons. Gene Ontology annotation, biological process: regulation of actin filament polymerization. The coding region runs from base 183 to 1775 and encodes 530 amino acids. The record is from RefSeq and is a predicted model, not a curated record.